Symbiodinium pilosum is the source of this 738-nucleotide messenger RNA. Lineage: Eukaryota; Dinophyceae; Suessiales; Symbiodiniaceae. The record is from the annotation of a GenBank genome assembly.
AUGGCGAUGUUUUGGAGUUUGGCGCUGCUGAGCUUCCUUCUUUUCCUCAGUGCUUUGGUAUUUGCGCAGGGCAUCGCUGAUGGCCUGAGCGAUGCCAGCGUGCUGCCCUCGGAGGCCUCACUUCUUGGUUUCGGUUCAGUUAUGGAGACCAUGGUCUCUCUAUACAUGAGUGUGACCGGCGGCAAUGAUUGGAUCCAAUAUUAUAGACUGUUCGAGAAGCUCCAGAGCUUUUACCACUGGUUGUAUUUGGGCUUCAUUUUCUUUUUCACUUUUGCCAUCUUCAACAUUUUGACCGCACUGUUCGUGGAGAAGGCAAUGGCAGCCUCGCGUCCCGAUAGACAUCGGCAAAUGGUUUUAGAGCGCAGAAAGUUUGCCGAGCAGGCCGCAGAGUUACGGGAGCUCUUCUCCAAGAUGGACAAGGACCAAAGUGGAAGGAUCACACAGGAGGAGUUCCUGGAGUGCAUGCGGGAUUCGGAGAUCCUUUCGUACAUGCUCAGUGUUGGUCUUGAUGUAUAUGACGCGCAGUACUUGUUCGAGCUCGUGGCUGACAACCAGGGUGAACUGGAAAUCUCCCGUUUCGUGGAUGGAUGCAUGGCAGUCAAAGGAGCAGCCUCAGCUUUAGACGUGCAGAAGCAGUUGGCUCACAUAGAGCAGGUUGAGCACAAGCUUGAAGCAUGGGAGAAGGAAUAUUGGCCAGCUCUCAUGAGUUUCGCCUCUGGGGUUCAUCUUAAGCUUUAG